AAGAUUCUAUGCCUACGCCUGAUGAAGUAAGCAUGCUAACAGCAAUUGCACUCUUCCUGUGGUCUGCUAGUAGUGAAAUAAUAGGAGUCCAGUCAUUACAGAAUGGCUGCAUGAACAGAUUUAAAAAUGCAUUAAAUUCAUGUGACCCAUGGGUUCAAGCCAAAUGUUACCAGCUUCUCCUCUCAGUCUUCCAACAUUCCAAUCGUGCCCUUGCAACUCCCUAUAUCCAUUCAUUAGCUCCAGUAGUGGUUGAAAAGCUAAAAGCUGUUGAAAGAAACAGACCAGCCAGUAACACAGAACUUUUAGCUGUUCAAGAAGGAAUCAAAGUUCUUGAAACAUUGGUUGCUCUUGGGGAAGAACAGAACAGAGUCCAAUUACUUGCUCUUUUAGUUCCCACUUUGAUCUCUUACCUGCUGGAUGAAAAUUCUUUUGCCUCAGCAAGUUCAGCUUCCAAAGAUCUUCAUGAGUUUGCACUCCAGAAUUUAAUGCAUAUUGGACCUCUGUAUCCACAUGCUUUCAAGACAGUAAUGGGGGCUGCUCCUGAGUUGAAAGUACGUUUAGAAACUGCUGUUCGAGCAAGCCAAGCUAGCAAAGCUAAAGCAGCUGCCAGGCAGCCAGCCCCUACCAUACAUUCUGCACCAACAAUUAAGCUAAAAACAAGUUUUUUUUAAUUUGUUCUUACAUUCAUUUUUAUGUGUAUUGUCAACUAGCAACUAAUUAGUGAUAACCACUGUAUCAUUCCAGACUGUAUGUUCAUUUUAUUUGUAUAUUGGUAUUAUCGUGGUUCCAAGUAGGUUAAGUGAAAAAUGCUCACACCACUUACUGAUUUUUAAGGAGUGAUCGCUUAUCAUGCGGUCAGUGUGUUUUCAUUUUCUUGCAAUAAUGUUUCUCUUUUAUUGUAUUAAUUUAUUUUUUAAACACUGAGCCAUAGUCUUUUAAAUUUUAAUGCUAAAAACAUAAUUGUAUCAUGUAGUUGGGUAGUGUAUAGAUAUUGUCAAGGAAAAAACAGGUCAAAAUUCAGCAUCUGUCAUGAAAUAACUCAAUUAAAACACGCAGAUUUUAAAUUUUGAAGUCACCAAAAUAAUGGAAAAUGUCUGUUUUGUGGUGUAUAUACUAUGAAUAAAAUCAGAACAUUUUCUUUUU
Messenger RNA from Galeopterus variegatus (Sunda flying lemur), 1143 nucleotides. Its product is annotated as HEAT repeat-containing protein 5B-like. Gene Ontology annotation, cellular component: Golgi apparatus; endocytic vesicle; membrane. The record is from RefSeq and is a predicted model, not a curated record. Gene Ontology annotation, biological process: retrograde transport, endosome to Golgi; intracellular protein localization; endocytosis. Lineage: Eukaryota; Metazoa; Chordata; Mammalia; Dermoptera; Cynocephalidae. The annotation marks the transcript as partial. The transcript has 3 exons.